CCCACAAUGCUUACCGCCCCAUAACUCCGCUGCAGCCCGAGGAGAGCCAGGCACGCUCUCGGGCCCCGAAUAUAGAAAGAAAUAAUUGGGGGGGAAAAAUCUGGAAAAAUUAAUAAACGAGCGGAUCGAGCGGAGGACGGCGCGGGGAGCGGCGGCGGCUCUCCCACGGCGGGUUUCGUGCUCCGGUCCGGGAUGGAAGGUUACCGGGGCCGCUCCGUGUGAAAUUGACUAAUGCGGUGCUGGAAACUUUUAGGACAGUAAGGAUGCAGAACAUUAUUUCCCACUCACCGCCAACCAUAGCUGUUGGGACUGGGUGAGGAGGACCGAAGACGAGACCAGAGAGAAGGAGAGACAGAAGCGGAGAGAGAGAGAGAGAGAGAGAGAGAGAGAGGGAAGGAGCCUACAGAGUUGAAUUUUAAGAGAUUUUUGUCUUACCCCGAUGUUACUGCCAGAUCAUUGGCCCUCCCUGUGAGCCGCCAGACGCCCCCGUUGUCCGCAAACCCCCCUGCGACUUCCCACGUUGAGCCUGCGAGGCAGGGGAGCCACAAGUGAGUUUUCAUGGCAGCGGCACUCUAGGGCUGCCAUGGCAGCUGCUGCCGCUGAUGCCUCACACCGUAUUACCGCACUGACGCCGGAGGAAGAGGGACGACGGACGCUCGCCAAGCUGUUCGGUAGCGCCGCCCCGCUGCCACGGACAGAGAGAGAGCAAGAGCGAGAGAGGGGGCGAGAGAGAGAGAAGGAGAGGGAAGGGGAGGGUGAGGAGGUAGGGAGAGGGAGCGGGAGCGAGUGCUUGGUGUGCGGGGCUCUGUUCACCUCACAGGAGAAGCUGCGCGUCCACGCCUUGAGUCACACGGGAGAGAAACCCUUCCACUGCUCGCAUCCACACUGUCCCAAGGCCUUCAGCUCCAAAUACAAACUCUUCAGGCAUAUGGCCACACACUCUCCACAGAAGACCCAUCAGUGCUCAUUCUGUGAGAAAAUGUUCCACCGCAAGGACCACCUGAAAAACCACCUGCAGACCCAUGACCCCAACAAGGAGGCCUUCAAGUGUGAGGAGUGUGGGAAGCACUACAACACCAAGCCGGGAUAUAAGCGCCAUAUGGCCAUGCACUCUGCCACGGCAGGGGAUCUCACCUGUAAAGUGUGCAUGCAGAGCUAUGAGAGUACACCCGUUCUCCUGGAGCACCUCAAGAGCCACUCCGGGAAGUCGUUGGGUGGCACCAAGGAGAAAAAACACCCGUGCGACCACUGCGACCGUCGGUUCUACACGAGGAAGGAUGUGAGACGUCACAUGGUGGUCCACACGGGCCGAAAGGACUUCCUGUGCCAGUACUGUGCCCAACGCUUCGGCAGGAAGGAUCACCUGACGCGCCACGUGAAGAAGAGUCACUCGCAGGAGCUGCUGAAGAUCAAGACGGAGCCGCCGGACAUGCUCGGUCUUCUGGCUUCUGGAUCACCACCUUGCUCUGUGAAGGAGGAGCUCAGCCCCAUGAUGUGUGGCAUGGGUCCCAACAAAGAUCCCAUGAUGGGCAAACCCUUCCCCAGUGGGGCCCCUUUUCCAAUGGGCAUGUACAACCCCCACCACCUCCAGGCAAUGUCUAAUACUGGGGUGGGUCACCCACUCCCGUCCCUAAUGCCUGGCACCUUGUCUGCAGCUAUGGGCAUGGGCUGCCACAUGGAAUCCCCUGGACCUCUUCAUCCACACUCCCAUCACCACCACCAUCAUCACCACCAUCACCACCACCACCAUUCCCCUCCGCUGCCCACCCACCACCAGACUCCGGCUCCCCAGCAGCAGCACCAGCCCCAGCCAGCCCCCAAAUACCAGCUGGGAUCUACCUCAUACCUGCUGGACAAGCCCUUGAAAGUGGAGAUGGAGAGCUUCCUCAUGGAUCUGCAGAGUGGCUUGCCAGGCCCGGUUCACUCUGCAGAGCCCCACGCUGCUGCCUCGCCCCCCAAGGACGGACUGGAGCCCACCUCGGGCCUGACGGACGAGCUUUGCGGGGAUCACCUCCUGUCCAAGAGCCCUGCGAUGAUCGCGGAGUCUCUGUGUGCUGCUAACAUGGACUUCUCCCACCUGCUGGGGUUCCUGCCCCUGAACCUGCCCCCGUACAGCGCCCCCAUGAGCACGGGAGGGCUGGUGAUGGGCUACACCUCAUCCGCGACCCCCUCCUCUUCCUCCUCCUCCUCCUCCUCAUCUCUGCAUGCUGCCGAGCCCCAUGCCGCAGCAGUCAGCACGGCACCUCUUACCUCUUUGCAACCGCAACCUCAGGAGCAGCAGAGCUCCAGCGGGGGUCUGGGCUUCGGACCCCUGCACCCCCUUCCCCCGGUGUUCAGCUCCAGCCUUAGUACCACCACACUGCCUCGCUUCCACCAGGCCUUCCAGUGAGAGAGAGCCCAGCCCUCUGGCUUCCACGCCAGCCUUGGCUCCGCUCACCAUGGAUAUUUGGGGCUGUGGCUCUUUCCAGAGCCUGAUCGAAAAGUUGGAGAAUUAAGAUCAAUAAACCUACAAAUGAACACUUAGAAGCCUUAAAAGAAAGCGCACAAAAGCUUUUGAUUGAGCCUUAAAAGGAAAUUAAGCGCCCUUUGAGCAAAAAAAGGAAAAGGUGAGAAAAGAAGACGAAGCAGCUUUUAUUUGGGCUUUUUUGCUCGCCCCCUAUCCUAUAGUUAUAACGUCGUAUUAACCCUUCUUUUAAAUUUCCAUUUAUUUCCCCUUUAAUCCCCCUUCCAUCCCCUAUUUAGUGGUAUAGAGGGCAGGAUCAGUAGGCCAAAAGGCGUGGUACUGCAUACUUUAUAAUGUAAUAAUUGAAAAAAAAAGAGUCAAAGAUAAUUUUUUUUUUAGUGAAGAUUGUCUGUCUUGUUGUGACCCAGAACAAAAAAAAUAUAGUUUGAAGUGGAUAUUUUGUUUUACUUACUUUUUUUCUCUUCCAAAUGUAAGAACAUGGUAGAAUGUGUCUCAUCUUGAGUUCUGAACCUCCCACUCUGAGAACCAUCAAGUGUCAUGACCAGUGCGGAGAGGAGAGAGAUCAGUGAAGGAAUGAAGAGAGAAACAGCCAGGCUAGAGCCACCAAAAGUGAGCCCUGCCCCUAAAAAAGUGCUCUUAUAACGACAAGUCCCAACUAUUUUUCUUUUAGCUGUGACUAAUGUGCUCCUAGAGUCAGGUCAGUUUGAACGGAAAUAGGAGGACUGCGUCCUCUGUUUGCUGCCCAACAGAAAGACCAGUCACACGCAUGGCCACGCAUUUAAAAAAAAAGACGAUAUUUGAGAGAUAUGUGGAAUUGUGUGAGUUGGAUGACAACGAUGUAUCAUCAUGCUGGCUUUUUUUUUUUAACCUUUUACUCUUAACUUUUCCUCAAGAGAAGCACUUUUUUUUUCUAGCAGAAGGCACUUGACCUUUAGGAGUCUCCUCGGGGAAACCUUGAAUCUCCUUCCUCGAGACUUCUGGAGGUUUUCACUGCCCGAGACCCAGAGUCCACCUGGUGUCUCUUGCGAGGACUCUCCUUCCCUCACCCGUCUUUCCUCCAACAGUUAUCUUUAAAGAAAGAAUAAUGUUCCCGUGAUAACGAUAUAUAUCGACGAUACCCGACAUAUCUAAGACAUAGGCUGUAUUCUUGGAAACCAUAACACAGACACAUCUUUUCGCAGUCUUUUAAAAAGAUGCAUCAUCAUGGUAAUGGAGAACCCUGACAUAUGUGAAUGGCAGAGAACAAGAAUUACAGUGACAGAUGAGGAAGAAGAAAAAAUGUGUUAAAGAAUGUUAUUGCAGUGUACGAAAUAUCUCAAGAAUGAAUAUUAUAAUUGCUUUUAUCUCAGUAAGGUGUAUUUUAGAUAGACGUAUUAAAACUAAGUGAUGAUGUUUUUGAUGUCUGGCAGGUUUACAUUUGAGUGUAUCUUGCUUUUUUUUUUUGAUCAAACAAAUGGAUGAAGUAUUAGCUUUUCCCCGUAAGCUUUCUCUGUCAUAUCCAAUCUUUACCUUUACAUGUACUGUGGAUGGGAAAUAUCUUUAGACGGCUGUUAGUGGCUUAAUAAUCAAGUAGGAAUUGAACUAGAUAGAUUGUGUCGUAGGGUUGCUGACAUGGAUGGAAUAUGAAUUUACGACUGUAGGUCUUCAUCCGGUGGAUUGUGUUUCCCCUGAGCUGUGAUGGAAUCCCAGCUGGUUUCACCCCAAGCUCGAGGGCCGUGGAUGUGUCGUAGUUCGGAGCCUUUUCUAGCCAUUCACCGCCGGCCUAUUAAAGAAACCUGAGCCCAAAGUUAACCCAAGCCUCAAAGCGAGAAAGGUGCUCCUUUGUCCAAUAGGACGCAAACAACACAGCUGGCAUAUCCAUACGUUUCACAAGGGGCUGAGAUCCUGCAUCAUCUGUGGCUGUGCCCCGUCCCGGUCGGGACCGGGGGAGCAGUCCCCAUGCCACAGGCGAGGCCCACUCAUGGCAUCAAAUGUAGAGCGAAAACGGACAAAGGAAGAAAGAGAGAAAGAAAAGAAGAGAGAAAGGAAGAAAGAAAACAUAGCACAUGAAAAAGAAAAUAGAACAUCAAAAGACAUAUUGCUGCUUUUAGCCACGGCUGCUGAUGGACGACGACUGUAGACCACUAGAACAUUUCAAUCUUUUGCAAGAUGGACAGUGAGCUGGAAACGUGCACAAACAGAACCAACAAAGUGUUCAUCAGCCCCGCCCCCCCCCCCCCCCCCCUUCUCCUCCUCCUCCUCCUCUUCCUCUUUUCUCAGCUGCUUUGUAGAAUCAAAGGAAAAGGGUCUGACGAAAUAUGGCGAUAUCCGGAAGAGCGACGCAGUCACUGAAUUCCCGGGGCUUUGACAUUCAAAGCACAGUGGGGGGACACAUGGCUGCCUGCGAGAGUCGGGGCAUCGCCUGUAGUCAUAUAUUUGUUUUGUUUGUUGUCAUAUGAUAUAUUAUUUUUCUGUUUGUAUAAAACAGGACCUCGAAAAAAACAACACAACACAUCACCUCAUUUGUAUUUUUUUUAUUUUUUAUUUUUUUCUUACCAAAACCUCGGGAGAAGAAACUCACACCUUUGCACAAUUGCUUGUUACAGAAUGCUGCAAGUGUCAUCCGAUUUCUAUACUGUAGGACAUCAAGGAAGCCGGCGAGCUACCAGUGGCUGACGGCCCCCAGCGUGAUUUUUAGAAUUUAUAAUCAGCGAGCACUGAUGUUGAAAACGCUUCCCCACAGUCUGACUGUUCAACCACACCUGAAGCCGAACUUCUCGAUGUUAUAUUCCAAGUUCUGAACUCAUUUUAGAACUUGUUUGACACUUAUUAGUCUCCCCCCUGGAAGGGUCAUUAUUUUGAUGACGACUCUUGUAAAAUGAUCGAACUUGUCAUUGAUCCUGAAUAAAUCCGCUGCCGGCACCUUUCUGCUAAAUUGACCUGAUAUAUAUUAAAAAAAAAAAAAAAAAAAAAAAAAGAGGCAAGAUUCAAAUUUGCUCUUUUACUGUGAGCUUCUGGCUCAAGCCAGAUUUGUAGCAAUCAAAUUGAGCAUUUAUAUUUUUGUAACAAAUAUUCAUUUAGUCCUUUCAAAAAAGAAAAGGGUGAAGGAGACGAUUUCGGCAUGUAUUAAGUUUGUCCUCCCUGGGUUUCUGUGAGCUAAUCUGAAUUCUAGCACUUUCAACCUUUAAAAAAAAAAAAACUUUUUUUUUUCUUUUAAAAUUUCAGCUUAUAUGUUCAUAUGUUUUUAAAUUUUGUAUUGAUCAUGUUCAUGUAUGUGCCAUUAGUUUGAUGUGUAGACUUUUAACCUUUGUGUAUUUCUCCUCUCCAAAAGAAUAACAGUAUUUUUGAUAGACCUUUCACUAAUAACCUCCUGCAUACCAACCCCCGCCCCUUCUCCUUUGAAACUUUUUUUUUUUUUUGGUAACCAGCUUUGCCUUCUUUCUCAUAAAUUUAUAUAAUCAAACGUUACAGCCAAGUGCACGGGGAGAACAGCGGCAACAUAUCUGUUAUUCUGAGGCGGCGAGAAACGAGGGCCCCUCCCUGACCACGCCCCACCAGCGAACCCUGCCUGUAACUGAACGGACGCCCCGUCAUGAGUGACCCCAAUGUGAAAGCACUUACAGCUGAAAGGAGCAACUUCCUGCUAUAAUGACUCAAACGCUCGAAUGAUGCCACCGUGUUGGAACCGACGACAGUUUGGGGGUUUUUCAUUGCGAAGCGGGUCCACUCAUCGAAAGGUUGGAGAAUGACAAGUGUUCAAAUUUCUAAGACGGAGGUGAAAAGUGUGGCCGCGCUUGUAGCUGCAAAACAGACCCCAGGUUCAGCCACGAGUCUCUCCGUCGUUCUUUGUAACGGGAUCGUCCCGGGGAAACGGGCCCAGCUGAUCCGUAUGGAAGCCCGCUUCUGACAAGAGAAGGAAAGAAAAAGAUGAAAAGUCUUGGCUUACUGCGUCAUAAAUAUGAGCCUUUAAGUCAAACCGAACUUGCCCAUUAGAAAAUAUGAAAUAUUGAGUCAAGUUUAUUGACUCAUCUAGAAAAAAGAAGUAGAAAACAAUGCGAUGCCGAGUCAAACUUUGACUUGCUUUCUAAUAAUCCUGACUUGCACAAAACGCAAUUUGUGAUUUAAUUAUUGAAUCUGUAUCAAAAUUUAGUAAAUACAAACCUUUACGAUUUCAUAAAAUCAAAAGUUAGAAAGACUUUAAGUCAUUUUGAUUUACUUAAGUGAGAUUAGAUUUUCUACCCUCGAUAAAAACUACAAAAUUAUGACCUAAUCCAGGGAGUGGAAACUUUUAUUCACUAUCUCUUACGUCAUCAUUUUGAUUUAUUCUGACGUACAGCAUCUUAUCAGUUGAACUGAUCCUCUUUUCCUUUACACAGUCACCACGUCGUCCUUCUCUUUCUGACGGAAGUGGGCUUCCGUAGCCUGAGCGAACGCAGCAAAAGAAGAAAGAAAAGAAAAGCUGAUACCAAAUCAGUGUGAUUCAGAAACCGAUGCUCGUGCUGUUCCGCUCCUUGGCUUGGCUGUAGAUCCAUUACCUCGAACCUGCACCUACUAGGGAUGCACUUAUCCUCACCUUCUCCUCUUAACUAGUAGGUGCAGAACACGCAAGAAAAAAAAGUUAAGGGAAUUUACUCAUCAGUUUAAAGCGGAAAAAAAAACUGAUUUGAUUUUAUUAAUGCUCUCCCUCUCUCUCUCUUUAUUUUUGCUUUUAGAAAGACAGUGGGUAUUGUCUGAUGCAGGCAACACCCACAUGUAGUUUUAUAUAUUUCUAGCUAAAUGUAAGUCUUGCAUUCCAACCUCUUUGUGUAUCUCGUUUAGUGACAUAGCCCUUUAUUUUUUAUCACUCGCUAUUACGGCCACGUCUGGCAUAAAAAAAAAGAAAAGGUGAACGAAAAUAGAAUAUUUGCAUUCACUUACACUAUUUUAUAUAGCAUGGAGUUUAUCAACUACAGGGAGAAUUAUAUAAAUGAUGCGCUUCAGAGGAAGAAAGAAAAUGAGAAGUCUUGCUUUUUUUUUGUUACAUAUCUCACAUGCAAUCAGUUGCUACGAUGUAAAAGUGACAGAUUUGUAUAUUGGUUGAUCCAAAGAGAUGGUGAACACAACAACAGAACUAUUGACUUAUUGUACAGUACAGUGUAUCUUUGAGUUGUCAUGUGUUAUGUUGAAAUGAUUAAAAGACGAACCAGCGGUUUCAUA
Molecule: messenger RNA, 7639 nt
Organism: Scophthalmus maximus (turbot)
Lineage: Eukaryota; Metazoa; Chordata; Actinopteri; Pleuronectiformes; Scophthalmidae
Gene: plagl2
Product: pleiomorphic adenoma gene-like 2
Exons: 4
Coding region: 584-2389 (601 amino acids)
Biological process (GO): cell fate commitment; regulation of transcription by RNA polymerase II
Cellular component (GO): cytoplasm; nucleus
Molecular function (GO): RNA polymerase II cis-regulatory region sequence-specific DNA binding; DNA-binding transcription factor activity; histone deacetylase binding
Source: RefSeq, a predicted model, not a curated record